This is a messenger RNA of Danio rerio (zebrafish), 1603 nucleotides long. It is a transcript of the gene slc25a15a, whose product is annotated as solute carrier family 25 member 15a. Gene Ontology annotation, cellular component: mitochondrial membrane; membrane. The record is from RefSeq and is marked provisional. NCBI's taxonomy places the organism in Eukaryota, Metazoa, Chordata, Actinopteri, Cypriniformes, Danionidae.
GAAGUGUGUGAAGGUAGUUUAAACCAGCUCUGCAUUUGCGUCAGCCGUAAGAACAUAUUUCGAGAGUACACUUUGUUCCGGGGCUUUUAACAUUACUGGAUACAGUGUGAAGAACAGAAGAAGUGUCCGGGAGCAGGACAGGGCGGGAAGUGACAUCAUAUAGCAGAAGCGCAGCAUGGCUCCACAUCCUGUCACCCAGGCCGUCAUUGACCUGUCAGCUGGAGCAUGUGGUGGGACUGCAUGUGUGAUCAGCGGACAGCCGUUCGACACGGCCAAGGUGAAGAUGCAGACGUUCCCCGGCCUGUACAGAGGCUUCGUCCACUGCUUCGUCUCGGUGUACAAACAGGUUGGCCUGCGUGGGCUUUAUCAGGGCACCACACCCGCCCUCAUAGCCAACAUCGCGGAGAACGCAGUGCUCUUCAUGAGCUACGGCUUCUGCCAGAAUGUGGUGCGCUUUCUUUCAGGACUGGACCGAAACACUGAACUCAGUGAUGUCCAGAAGGCCUGCUCCGGCUCUGUGGCCUCUGUCUUCUCCUCUCUGGCUUUGUGUCCCACUGAACUGGUCAAAUGUCGACUGCAGGCCAUGCAUGAAAUGGAGGCAUCCGGCAAGAUCGCCAGCGGACAAAAAAGCACGGUGUGGUCUGUUGUGAGAAAUGUGUUGCGGACAAACGGUCCUUUGGGUUUCUAUCAGGGCUUCACCACCACUAUUGUCCGAGAGCUGCCUGGAUAUUUCUGUUUCUUUGGAGGUUAUGAACUCAGCCGCUCCAUAUUUGCCCACCACAUGGCCACAGACAAAGAGCACAUCGGUGUCGUGCCGCUGAUGUUCAGUGGGGGUUUUGGCGGUGCGUGUCUCUGGUUGGUUGUGUAUCCUAUAGACUGUGUGAAAUCUCGCAUUCAGGUUCUGUCUCUAGCAGGGAAACAGGAAGGUUUCAUCAAGACUCUUAUGGGGAUUUUACGAAACGAAGGAGUGGCGCCUCUGUAUUCAGGUUUGACUCCUACUAUGAUCCGCACGUUUCCUGCUAAUGGAGCUCUCUUUCUGGCUUAUGAAGUCAGUCGCAAGUUCAUGAUGAAGCAGUUUGAUCAUUGAGUCCAUAUCAGUUUUUAUAGCCUUUCUGACUUGUUAUUUUUUAAGUUUCCAUACUGUGUUUUUGUUUACAUGUGUCUUUUACUGAAUCUUUUAAAUGAUAUGCACAAUGAGUGCAGCUUGAAUAUUUUAUAUGUGAGAAAUAAUAAUCAAGGCAGGACACUACAGGAGAAUAGAGUCAAAUAAUAAUACUAUUUUUCCGUGCUUAUACAGUUUUUGUCUUGUUUCUACUUCAAAUAUCUUAAAUUAAGAAUCGUUUUCUAUACAAGAAAGAAAAUCAUCUUGAAUUCAGCAGAAUAGUAGUCAACUUGUAUACUGCAUUUACUGUAUGGUGUGUUGUAUAGAUAGUUGUAUAGUGUGUUGUUGAAUACUGUGUAAGUCUAGUUGUCUUUUAUUAAGGUUUUGUUAUAAAGUACAUGUCUGAACAACUGUGAAAGCUGAACAGCAGUGUGUGUGACAAAUUUACCAUAAUGGACACAAUGUUUUUGACGCUAUAUAAAUUACACUCCUUGUAUUGCA